UCUUUUUUCUGACCCUGAUGUCCUCUUGGUUCUCUCUCUGACCCUUCACCCCUGUGUGUGUGAGAGAGAGAGGGUAGAUGAGAGUGGUGUGGGGCUCGUGGCUCAGUUUGAGGAGACUCAGUCAUGUGUUUUCUGUAGGCUCAGGCACAUGCACCCUCACCUCAGCCAGCAUGUGUCUGGUCCAGUUCCGCCGGCGGGGAGCCGAGGGAAGUGCGAAGGUCGGUGUGGAGAGCACGAACGGCAUCGUCGACCUGAAGGCGUUGGAUCAGACCGUGCCGUCCACCAUGAGAGAGUUCUUGGAGCUGGGAGAGAAGGGCAUAGAGUGUGCUCAGAGGUGGGGCAGACUUCAUGGACUCACUUAUAUGUAAUCUUUUGGCUGAUAUCCAAAACAGCUUUCAGUCCUUAAGGUUUAGAUCAGGUUUAGCUGACUAAAUUUAGUCUAUAACUAACAACUAAAGGACUGAAACAUGAUAAAACAUUGUCCUGUUGUCUAAAGAUCAAUAUUAGCUGUUAAAAUGUACCUCCAGUAGUCAGUAUCAGUUACCCAACAAAAUGUUCUUGGCAUUGGUGGAAAUCAUGCUUUUAAAAAAAACUCUGAUAAUGUCUCUAAACAGACAGUGAGCCACUAGAGGGAGCUAAUCGCUCACAGGAAGUGGGUUAUUUGUGUAAAACAGCUUUUGCCAGCGUACAACUUGUGAUUUGUUGAUGAAGGGGUGAAAAUUUUACAGCAAAGUGUAAAAUCUGCUUCUGGUUAAAAGUCUCGAGACUUCUCCUUAAGUCACAUUAUAAGUACAGUUUUUAUAUU
Ictalurus furcatus (blue catfish) is the source of this 805-nucleotide messenger RNA. Its product is annotated as fumarylacetoacetate hydrolase domain-containing protein 2-like. The coding region runs from base 78 to 368 and encodes 96 amino acids. The record is from RefSeq and is a predicted model, not a curated record. NCBI's taxonomy places the organism in Eukaryota, Metazoa, Chordata, Actinopteri, Siluriformes, Ictaluridae. The transcript has a single exon.